AUGGUCCCUGGGACGAGAGCGGCGGAUCUAGUGACCACCUUCCCUCAAUCGGGUGAGAAUUAUCCUAGAGCAGCGGAAGCCCUUCGAGAGCGUUUCGGUAAUGAGAAGGUGCUUAAGCAGGUGUACAUCCGUGAGUUAGUAAAGAUGGUCAUGGCUAACGGAGGGCAGCAAAAUACAAGUCUUUCUAAAAUGUUUGACAAACUUUCGGCGCACCUACAGGCACUCGAGACCCUGGGAGUCAGCAGCGAGCAGAUGUCGACGUUUUUGUAUCCGAUUGUCGAGUCGACGUUGCCGGUACAAGUAUUAACAGCGUGGCAACGAAGCCCGAACUGGGGCAAGGAGGGAUCGGCGAUGGAUCCUCCCCAAACUGACUUGCAGUUACUGGUCAGUUUUCUAAAACUGGAGGUUCAGUGCGAGGAUCAACGUCAGCUGGUACACGCGGGUUUCCAGAUUCAGAAGAAACCUGAGAAGAAAUCAAAUAAGAACGUUGCUUUUCAGAAUGAAGAUUGUGCGACUGCUUCUGGGCUGCUUGCUGGCUCGUCAGUUAAAUGCCUAUUUUGUGACAAACCUCAUGAGAGCCAACUUUGUGUGAAAGCAGCUUCCAUGAAUUUAGAGAACCGGAAGAAGAUCGUGACCGAAAGGAAAGCAUGCUAUGUUUGUCUGAAGAUGGGACAUGGUUCAAGAAAUUGCAAAGCUGUUGUCAAAUGCGCCUUCUGUCAAAAGAAACAUUGUGCGUUGCUGUGUUCGGAGGUGGAGAAAAAUCGAACGACGCCCGAAUCUACGCCGGAGCAGACGCCUAGUCAGACCGCGCCUUCGAUGUCUAAUAUGCAGUGCUCAGGGGAUGUUAUCUUGCAAACCGUGUUUGUAAAUUUGGAGAGCGCUGGUGUGCGUCGAAGGGUUCGUCUUGUGUUUGACGGCGGUUGUCACAGAUCGUACUUGCGCAGCAGCACCGCGUCUGGACUCGGUUUGAAAUCGAUUGGAAGUCUAAACAUGUGCCAUAUACUCUUCGGAUGUUCGCGGGAAGUCAGACAACAUCAGAUAUACCGGGUGAGUAUUGAGAGCUUAGACGGGACCGUACAGACCACGUUGACUUUGUUGGACCAGGAAAGGCUCUGCGGAUUGUUGCCGAGAGUUAGUAAGCAAAAGGUGAUUAAAGAGCUCAAAGAAAAAAGAAUACACGUGAACGACAUUGGUGAGGGCUCUCCAGAAAUCGAAGUCUUGAUUGGAGCCGACCACUACGCCUCUAUGCUGACCGGGAGAAAGGAAAACUUGAGAUGUGGUCUGGUAGCGCUCGAAACUGUAUUCGGUUGGACUCUGACAGGAAAGGUAAAGGAAUAUGAACCCAGCUGUGCGUCUCUGAUGGUAUGUACCUCUAUGAUGGCCGAGAGUAACGUAACCCUUUUGUGGGACUUAGAAUUGAUUGGCAUUAGAGAGCCAGCUUUUCAUAAGUCGCAAGCAGAAAGGGAUGCGGAAGUUCAGCAACAUUUUUUGAGAACCGUGAGUAAGGCCCCAGAUGGAAGAUAUUGCGUGAGUUUGCCUUGGAUUGAUGAAAAGAAGCAGAUUCCCGACAACUUCGACGCCGCGAACCAGAGACUUGACAACACCUUAAGAAGAUUGAAGUCGAUGGAUAAGGUUAGCCAGUAUGACAAAAUAUUCCAGGAGUGGAUCGCGGAGGGGAUAGUUGAAGAGGUUCCGGUUGAAGAUCGUAGCAACCCAGGAUAUUACCUACCCCACCGGCCAGUGAUAAAGCCUGAGAGUUUGACAACGCCAAUGCGGCCCGUUUUCGACGCUUCUUGCAAGAAUGGGCGUGCGCCGUCCUUGAACGAGUGCCUGACUAAGGGACCUAACUUGAUUGAACUUCUACCAUCGGUCUUGAAUCGAUUUCGUUGCGGCAACAUUGGUGUUUCUGCGGAUAUACGUAAGGCAUUUCUUAUGAUCGAGGUGAGCGCGGCGGACCGAGACUUUCUCCGGUUUCUAUGGUGGGAGGGAGGACGCGAAGAUAGAUUGCUGGUGCUACGACACAAACGAGUUGUAUUCGGCGUCAAUUGUAGUCCUUUCCUGCUCGCCGCUGUAAUCCAAUUUCAUCUGUCUAAUGUAGGAUUGGAAGAUAGGGAGAUGGCGGACAAAUUAUUGAAGGCUAUGUAUGUAGAUAACGCACUGACGGCUGUUAACUCCGCGGAGGAAUUAAGGCGCUUCAAAGAAGAUGCUACUCGCAUGCUGGCAGGGGCAAAGAUGGAGCUACGACAGUGGGCCUGGACGGCUGGAGAAUGCAGCGGUGAAGGAACCUUAGUGCCGACAAACGACGGGGACUUGUCCAGCGUGCCUGGUGAAAGAAGGAAGGACCAAAUAACCCCAGUACUUGGUAUGAUGUGGGACCGGGAAGAAGAUGAGCUGUGGAUGGACUGGAAGGAACACAAAGCUCUUAGUGCAAUCACUAAACGUACUAUUUUGUCGGCCGUCAGCCAGGUAUAUGAUCCAAUCGGGUUUUUGUGCCCUGUCCUCUUAGGGCCCAAGAAAAUGUUACAGCGUGCAUGGCUUGCGAAGAAAUCCUGGGACGAAAUUUUAGAGGAGGAGCUGACUUCUGAGUUUAAGGCUUGGUACGAGGAGUUGAGCUAUCUCUCUACUAUUCGAAUUCCUCGCAACGUCACUGGAGGAAGUAUCUAUCGUGAAGACUGGCAACUACAUGUGUUUUCCGAUGCCAGUCAGGAUGCUUAUGCGGCGGUCAUUUACUUGCGGACCCAGAAGUCUUGUGAUGUUUCGGUGCAGCUGCUUCAGGCCAGGGCUAGGGUGGCUCCAAUCAGGAAGGUCUCCGUGGCGCGACUUGAGCUAUUUGGGUGUGUAAUUGCUGUCAGAUUGGCUGCUAGUGUGAAGAUGUCGUUGGAACUCGAGGGCGUGCCUACUUUCUACUGGACUGAUUCCACCUGUGCUUUGGCGUGGAUUCGACGCAAUGAUCAAUGGGGUACGCUUGUCGGUAACCGA
Messenger RNA from Vollenhovia emeryi, 2979 nucleotides. RefSeq lists its product as uncharacterized. The record is from RefSeq and is a predicted model, not a curated record. The transcript has a single exon. The annotation marks the transcript as partial. NCBI's taxonomy places the organism in Eukaryota, Metazoa, Arthropoda, Insecta, Hymenoptera, Formicidae.